CCCUCUCUCUGCAUCCUGCGUAUAUAAGAAGACGUGCAUUCCGUCGUGUUGGUGACGGCAUACACCCACUUUCCAACGUCUUAUACUUUAGGUACCAAUCUACCUGAUCUACUUCUCUUUCCCCCGCCUGUCCAGAACACAUUGAUCCUCCUGAACAGCAGCACGGCGAGAGAGGUCAGCAAUGGAGCCGAGUAUCGGGGAGAAAGUGCAAGGAAAGACUUAUACUACGCAAGAGCCGACGGAAUCUCCCGAGGCUAUUCUCGACCAAAUCCCAAAAGGUCGCUGGGAGCGCAGUUGGCCGGUCAUCGCCUGCGGUGCUGGUCUUUUCUCCGACGGCUAUCUCAAUGGAGCCAUCGGUCCCGUCAAUACCAUACUGGACAAGGUCUAUGUGCAAACCUACUCCAAAUCCUCUGCCAGCCAAAAUGUCUCGUCGAUUGCCUUCGCUGGCACCGUCGUCGGCCAACUUUCUUUCGGAUGGCUCAGUGACCAUUGGUCGCGCAAGUGGUCUCUUUUGAUUUCUACUCUCAUUCUGAUCGUAUUUUCCGCCCUCUGCGCCGGUGCGUAUGGUGCUCAUGAUAGCUCAUACGGCAUGUUUGCUGCCCUUACUGCAUAUCGAUUUUUCCUGGGUAUCGGUAUCGGUGGAGAGUAUCCUGCCGGUUCUGUCGCGGCCGCAGAGAACACGGGAGAGCUCAAGAAGGGCCAUCGCAAUCGAUGGUUCAUCUUCUUUACCAACUUUGCGAUUGACGUUGCCUCUGCCAUUUCGACCCUUGUGCCCAUGAUUCUGGUGUUGAUCUUCUCAGAAAACCACCUCCGUGCCGUGUGGCGUUUGACUCUCGGUCUGGGUGUCAUUCCUCCUCUGAGUCUACUCUAUCUACGAGUAAAGCUGCAGGAACCGGAAGAGUUUAACCGGGAGCGUAUGCACAAGUUCCCUUGGUGGUUGAUUCUCAAAUUUUAUUGGUUUCGCCUGGCCGUCGUCUCCCUCAUCUGGUUCGUGUAUGACUUCUCGGCCUAUUCCUUUGGUAUCUACUCCUCCAAAUGGAUGGAGAUCAUUCUUGGUGAUAGCGCCCCGCUCUGGAAAUCCUUUGGUUGGAGCACCCUGACGAAUGCCUUCUAUAUCCCGGGCUCCCUAAUCGGGGCAUAUGUCAGUGACUGGCUUGGUCCUCGCAAAACGUUGGCUAUUGGGGUGAGUCUCCAGGGUAUAGUCGGAUUUAUCAUGGCAGGCUGUUAUAAGUAUCUGGCAACUCACGAGAAUGUGGCUGCGUUUGUGGUUGUCUAUGGCAUAUUCCUAGCCCUCGGAGAGGUAGGCCCCGGUGACAAUAUCGGUCUCUGUGCAGCAAAGAGCAGUGCUACUGCCAUUCGUGGUCAGUAUUACGGUAUUGCAGCGGCAAUGGGGAAGAUCGGUGCUUUCGUCGGUACCUACGUCUUUCCAGUUAUUCAGAAGAAUGCCCCCAACGCAACGCGCUCUGGCCAAGACCCUUUCUUCGUCUCGAGUUCACUGUGUAUUUUCAGCGCCCUGCUCGCAAUCUUCUGCUUGCCACAUAUCGGACAAGAAACGAUCACCGAGGAAGAUCGCAAGUUUCGUGAAAUGCUCGAAGCCCAUGGCUACGACACCUCUACCCUCGGGAACAAAGAACGGACCCAGACUUCAGAUGAUGCGUAAUGUGAAUUGCGGCCCCAUAUUAUGCCCGUUCUACGUUGACGGACGCCCUUUGUCUCGCCCUUUGCCUCGCCCAUUCACAUGUAUGUCUCGCCCCCGCAGUCUUUUGUUGCGAUCCUGUGAACGGCCCUUGUGCGACAUCCUCUAGUAUCCCCCCCAAAUGCGGCACGAGUGAUCAAAUAAGCCCUUCGCCCGGCAAUACAACAACCGAACAUGUUCUCUGAUACGUAUUUGCUUAUACAACCCUUUGCUUUCAGUACCCCUCGCGACGCAGCCCGACGCAGCCCAACGCAGCAUGAAGUGCACGGAAACCGGACGUAUAACGAUAGAAGUUACCAUAGGACUUGAAUUUAUGCGGUAUAGCUGAGAUUUACGUGAUAAUGAUGGCCCUGAGUUCGCAUAUAUGUAUACUAAUGCUUAAUCUUGACUCUGUUAGCUC
Messenger RNA from Monascus purpureus, 2096 nucleotides. Lineage: Eukaryota; Fungi; Ascomycota; Eurotiomycetes; Eurotiales; Aspergillaceae. The record is from the annotation of a GenBank genome assembly.